This is a messenger RNA of Asparagus officinalis (garden asparagus), 620 nucleotides long. RefSeq lists its product as uncharacterized. The record is from RefSeq and is a predicted model, not a curated record. The transcript is spliced from 5 exons. The coding region runs from base 33 to 620 and encodes 195 amino acids. NCBI's taxonomy places the organism in Eukaryota, Viridiplantae, Streptophyta, Magnoliopsida, Asparagales, Asparagaceae.
CUCUCUCUUGUAAAAGGCACAGUAAAAGAGCCAUGAAGAGAAUGAAAAGAAAAAGGAUUGAAGAUACAGCUGAUAUACCAUCAUACAUGUCGAACCAUAGCAUUUUCUCUUAUUAUGAAAAUAAGAGAGCUGAAACUGAUUGCCAGUCAGUGGAUAAUGAUUGUGGCCAUCGAGGCGAUGAGGCUGCAAAACGCAAUGAAGAUUAUGAAUGGCUUUUACUAGGCCUCAAUGAUGGUGACGACUCUUUAGAGAAAGUACUUCACAACCUUGACAAUAUCCAGUCUAAGGUUCUUAGUCUUAAGACCAAACUCAGCAAGGUAAUGAGCAAAAACUCCAGGGAAAUCUACCCCAGAGCUAGAAGCCUUAGUUGCUCUCCCGUCAACAAUGGAGAUACCAUGCCACAAAAUAAUAUAUCUGAAUUUUUGCUAACUUCUAAGGAUUGUAGAAAAUCUCUGGCAUCAGUUAAAGCGAAUGGGAGUAAAAUGACAGUGAUGAAGACCAUAUGUUCUUUAAAUCAGUUAAAGCAAAGAUAUUUACAGAAGGAAAAAACUAGUGGCCGAGAUGGCAAUAGUGUGAUGUAUGAGCUUGCUGAACGAGCAUUACAUGAGUCCAUGAAAUAG